AUGUCUACCACAGCAGUAGUGACUAGCUCUGCCACUGCUUCACCCUCCGGCGCUGCUGCGCCCAUUGCCAACGGUACUUCGUCGGCUGCUGCUGCUGCUGCUGCUGCGGUAGGAGGAAACACCAAAGCGGAGAUUCUUGUCAUCGCCAGAGACGCAGCAAGUGCCAGGAACCUCGCGUCCGGUUUCAACGGCUACGGCAUCCCGUACAGCACGUUGGUUGUACCCCAGGCCGGUACACAGCUUCCAGCCCUGAAUACAUCGGGCGUCGGUAACUACGGUGGUAUCCUCAUUCACGGCCAAGUUGCCUACGAUUAUGGUGGAACUCUAGGUUUCCAAAGUGCUCUUACGGCGGAUCAAUGGAACCAACUGUAUGCCUACCAAACUGCUUAUGGAACACGCAUGGUCCAUCUCGAUGUGUACCCCGGUGCUCUCUUUGGCACAAACGCUGUAGGCGCCUGCUGCGACAAUGGCGUUGAGCAACUCAUGUCUUUCACUAACACUGCUGCAUUUGCACAAGCUGGUCUUAAGACUGGCGCUGGGAUUUCAACCCAAGGCCUCUACCACUAUGGAGCUUCAAUUGCCGAUGCCGCUACGACAACGCAAAUUGCCCAGUUUGCCGCCAACAGCCAGCUCACCUCGACCACCACUGCUGCAGUCAUCAACAAUUUCAGUGGUCGGCAGCAGAUGGCCUUCUUCAUCGGCUGGGCCACCGAAUGGUCGCCAACUUCCAACGUUCUCCAGCACGCUUACAUAACUUGGAUGACCCGUGGUCUCUAUGCCGGCUAUCGUCGCGUCAACUUUAACACCCAAAUUGAUGACAUGUUUUUGAUCACGGAUAUCUACAAGCCAGCGGGGACCACAUUCCGCCUUCGUGCAGCUGAUCUGACCGCUCAUGCCUCUUGGGUUGACACAAUCAACGCGAAGAUGAAUCCUGGUAGCUUUUAUGUUCCGGAAAUCGGGCACAAUGGCAAUGGAAACAUCGAGCAAGCACAGACCGCCAACAACGGCGAAAGAAUUUGCGCACCCGGUCCUAUAUAUUACGAUCAACUUCCAGCCACACCCCUCGAAUUCAAGAAGCCACUUGGAAGUGGUACCAAUCUGUGGCCGGCCACACCAACCGCGUAUUCAUAUUCAGCACAAUGCGUCAACCUCGAUCCGUUGAAGACUUGGUUCAGCACCACUGCAAAUCGUGACAAGUUUGCCCAUCUUUCCCACACAUAUACUCAUUUGUCGCUCAACAACGUCACUUAUUCUGAUGCCACCAAGGAAAUUCAAUUCAAUCAAGCCUGGCUCUCUGCAGUUGGCCUUGCUGCUGGGGCAUACUUCAGUCCGAGAGGUCUGAUCCCACCCGCUAUUACUGGUCUUCACAACGGUGAUGUCUUGAGGGCAUGGAAGGACAGCGGGUUGACAAAUUGUGUUGGUGACAAUACUCGUCCCCCUCUACGGAAUACGCAGAACGUCAUGUAUCCCUACAUCACCACAUUCGCUGCCGACGGAUAUGAUGGUUUCCAGGUCAAUCCUCGAUGGGCUACUCGCAUCUACUACAAUUGUGACAGUGCUGACUGCACCGCCUCCGAAUGGGUGGACACGUCCUCUCCAAGACCGAAUCCGGGUGACUUCCAGGCCUUGCUAGCCGCGGAGAAAGCUGAUGUUACUCGUUAUCUUUUUGGUCUCUAUCACGAUGGCUACAUGUUUCAUCAGGCCAACUUGCGCCAGACUGAUGUGCAGCCCACCACCAUCAAUGGUGUUACAUCCAGGCUCUCAAUUUUUCAAGCCUGGGUUGAGGUUCAGGUCCAGGAAUUUGUUCGUCUGGUUAACUGGCCCAUGGUUACCUUGAAGCACGAUGAUAUGUCGGCUUCGUUCGCUGCUCGUUUGACAAGAGACUCUUGCGGAUACAGACUGACCUGGCUCCAGUCUGCUUCCCAGAUCACUGGUGUACAACUCACCGCCAAUGGUAACUCAUGUGCCUCGCCAAUCCCAGUAACUUUCCCAAAUGGGAACAGGCCAAGCAGCCUUCCAGCCGGCGCUACCACUGAGCAACGCGGCAAUGAUCCAUAUACUGUCUGGGCCAGGCUAACUGGCGCGCCGGUCACUAUGAACCUUGCAACCCCCAUUUCAUUGUAG
Molecule: messenger RNA, 2124 nt
Organism: Endocarpon pusillum Z07020
Lineage: Eukaryota; Fungi; Ascomycota; Eurotiomycetes; Verrucariales; Verrucariaceae
Exons: 2
Coding region: 1-2124 (707 amino acids)
Biological process (GO): carbohydrate metabolic process
Source: RefSeq, a predicted model, not a curated record